GCCGCCGAGGGGUAUGGCCGUGUGGCUAGUCGCGAUCCCGAUUAAUAACCAGUGGAUCCGUCGGGAGCAUGGCCUCGUCUCGCGGAAACUGAGAGAAACCCCCGACCGCGGUCCCGAGCGAGCCGAAACCCGGUGCACUAUGUUAACCCAGAGGAAGAGCGACACCAUGGGGAAAUUAGAAGGCAAACGGCCAAAGGAACUGAUGUCGUCUUCCAGCCUUUCCGGCAUGUCCCAGUUGUCCAACAGUAGCGAGGAGACGUUGGAGCCGUUCGUACACAAGCCCCACGCUUCGAAAAAAACAGACAGCGCAACGAAAGAUAAAAGUCCGCCGAAGAACGAGUGGCUGUUAAAUGGACCAAGUGGCAGCAAAACGUCGGUCUUGCGUUUCAAGUGCUCGGCGCUCGCCACCCCUCCGGAACAACCCCCGGCCAAACAGUUGCACAUGACGUACAAGAUCUUUCAAACCGACACCAAGCUUAUCAAUCUGCUCCUCCAGUCCCACGGAUUCGCCGAAGUCCCAAUGAACGAAACGGAUUUCAACCUCCUCUGGAUGGGAAACCAUCCCAAACCCGACGUUCUCCGCAGUCUAAAUGCCCACCAGAAAGUGAAUCAUUUUCCAAGGUCGUACGAGAUAACUCGCAAGGACCGCCUGUACAAAAAUAUCGAAGCCAUGCAGAGAAGUAAGGGCGUGCGAAAUUUGGACUUUAUUCCGCAAACGUUCCUCCUGCCCGGCGAGUCGAGAGAAUUGCUGACUGCACAUUUCAGGUAUCGCGGACCGUGGAUAGUCAAACCAAAAGCAAGCUCCCGCGGCCGCGGUAUUUACAUUGUUAACAAUCCGGAAAAAAUCCUGACCGACGAGUCGGUGAUCGUUGCCCAGUACAUAAACAAUCCUCUGCUGGUCGAUGGCCACAAAUGCGACUUGCGCCUUUACGUUGCAGUUACUAAUUACGAUCCGCUUCUUAUAUACUUGUACGAGGAAGGUCUGGUACGAUUUGCCACCGUAAAGUACGAGGGAGGGAACCAGUACAUCUGGAACCCCUGUAUGCACCUCUGCAACUACAGCAUCAACAAGUUCCACGUUGACUACGUCAAGAGCGAAGAUCCCGAUGCGGAGGACGUUGGACACAAGUGGACCUUGUCGGCAUUGUUGAGGCACUUGAGGUCGAUUGGUCAGGAUACGGAGCAGCUCAUGCAACGCAUAGAAGAUAUUAUUAUUAAAUCUAUUCUCGCCACCGCAGGUGGCAUUGUUAGCGGCGUUAAGCAAUUUGUUAAGCAUCCGGAUACGUGUUUCGAAUUAUUCGGUUUCGAUAUUCUCAUCGACGAUACCUUGAAGCCUUGGCUACUGGAAGUCAAUCUUACUCCCUCAUUGGGUUGUGAUUCACCGUUGGAUGUCAGAUUGAAGUCGGCAUUGAUGACGGAUUUGCUCACUCUCGUGGGGAUUCCCGCGAUCGACCCAAUUCUGCGGCCUCAGAGCACCCACCAAAACAGGACCGUUGUUAAUCCAGCUAAAAAAAUGAUCAGUUAUAGGAGAGUUCAUUCGGCGGAGACUUUGAGCCAGAAGAAAAAGCCAGCGAGCAAAAGUAACAUGACAAAGUCGACGCUCAAUUCGGAGCAACAAAGAAUAGUUUCCUCGGCGAAAGCUCAGUUUGAGCGCAGAGGAGGAUUCGUUCGCAUAUUUCCCAGUCCUAGGUCCUGGGAGAUAUACUCUCAGUAUUUAGACCCUGUAACAGGGAUUCCUGUCGCUUCGGAUCCUUUGGGUCCUGGAAGAGUACCGCAGCAGAUCAAUUCCAAUCACAAUCUCAUGCUGCACGAACAGCUGUUUCCAGCUGCCAAUCGUACGACGGGGUUUAUCAUACCCGAAGUAACCCUGGACAGAUUGUCAAGGUACGAAAGGUACGAAAGAGCUCUAGUGAAAGGUCAUAAACAGAGUCUGGACCGCGGCGACAGUAAGGAAAAUAUGGAUGUAGAUACGCACAAGUAUAAGGUUCAAGUAAUGCAAAUGAUGCAAGAAGGAAACAAGCUCAGUCCAGGGGAAGCGAGGAAAGCAUUUGGCUUAUAUUUAGGAUAUAUAUUGCGGAAGAUAUCGCAGCCGAAUGCCGAUCCAGCCUGCUGCGAGCUCGUUACGAAGUUCCUCCAACAAUCGUCCAGUAACUUGCGAACCCCCUUUUUAUUUACCUUACCUAGCAGCAAAUUGGGCGACAAAGAUCGGGCUGCAAUAACUGCUAAGCAGUUGUCGGACUUCUUACAUCUGUAUAACAGAGAAACGGACCUUUACGCGGACACCGUCGACCGACCGCGGACAGUCCCUAAUAGACUCUUCCAAAAAUUCCUUGCAUACGCAAGCGAGGAGGACCUCGACGACGUCCUGAUUCUGCAGACGAGGCUGUACAACUGCGCCCACAGCUUCUUGGGCAGAAGCGGAUUUGCCGGCAGCCUUCGAGGACCCAAUCUUCUGGGUUCUCUUCCGCACAUCACGUCAAGGGUGCACUCGAAUGCAACAAUGACCGAGCAAUGCAAGUGCAAUCAGUCCAACAGUAGGCCAAACAAAGCACCGCGCACGUAACUCCACGGUUGUUUAAUCGCGAGCGUAUCUCCUCUUGGACCGCUUUUCUUCACCGAGUGCAUUAACGAUUGCGCUUCUAAUUGCACUUCCCUGAAGUCCCUGCAAUUAGAAUCGCAAUCGUUAAUGCAGUCGGUUAAUCGUAGGAAAGACGAGUUAACGACUUACAAAGUAAGUGCGUUGACCUUCCGUCAGGGCUCCAGAAGGAAGUCAAUACUCGCCCUGAUAAUUGUGCGUUGAACGCAAGGCCGACAUGAAUUUUCAUGAACUAGUCUAGAAUCUCCGAUUCAGGGUCGUCUAGGGAACCUUAUGGAAACCCUGGAAAAUGGAGUAAGACAAUUUUCCAAGGACACUCUGAGUGAUCGGUGACGCUUCUGCGCUUCUUUCGAGCCUUACUCGCCAAUAGAAUCGCAGUGAUUUGCGCUAGAAUUAUGCAUUUUCAGUGUUCUCAGUCAACGAAGAGUUCGUAGCUCGAUUCGUGUUCCGACUUCACAUUUUCCGAUCCUCUUGCGAUAUUUAAAUAAUUAUAACUGGCUCGACCGAGUCUUUGGAAUGCUAUCGAAUCGCUUUUUCCGCAAAAUGGCGUCUGUAUGCCGAUCCGUGAAAUCUUGCAAUGGAUGUCCGUGAAGCUUAUAUCGUUACGAGAAAUAUUUUGGAUACAGCUUAUAGCGUAAUCUAGUUAAUUAACGCACUUACGCAGGCCUACAGGAUUAAAGAUCUCGCACUGUAAAUAGGUGCAGUAGUGAUACGCUCGUCGUCGCUAUUAUCACAACGAUACUGAGAUUCUAAUAUAUUUCGAUAGACGAGGUUCCUAUUUACAAUGUUUUCUUCCGUUUAUUAAUUUUCUUCUUUAUUUACAUUUUGCUAACGUUAAAGGAACGCUACCAUAAACUGCCUUGUUUCGCUUCUAGUCAUGGCAGAGGUAACGAGCUAUAUGAAUACUUUGACUAAACCAUUCUGUAAAUGUUAUUGCAAACCGUUCGAUCUAUUUGCAUAAGGUCCGUCUAAACCGAAUUAUUAUUUCCGGAGGUGUCUAGUAAACCGGCUGACGUUAUAGCGCCGGGUAUUAUUUUCGUUAUAAAAGUAAUUUAUACUUAUAUACAUAUUUAUUGAGUUCCUGCAUAAGACUAGUACUGCACAGUCUAGGUAUUACCGAGUUGCGUUCUUGUGCAUGUAAAUAACGUUUCAAAGUACAAUACUCCACCGCCGGUGUGCCGGCGACAAUUCGGUGCACUCUCCGAAUCGCAAGUGAACUUAAUAGUGUAAAUUUUCACUUAAUCGAAUGAUAUUCGUGUGCAAUCGUUCAUUGGGCUACGGAGGUGCAACUAGAGUAAGCGAACUAGGGCGUAACGCUGCAUUCGAUGUACAGGGAGUUAUUUAUCUAAAUCGGAAUAUGCUGACUCAAUUCCGCAUAUCCACAUCCAUCCAUGGAAUUCCGUCUACAUUUGAUGCGGUAACUAGGACUUUUUCUUACUUUUUUUAUCCCUAGCGAUGCUUGGCUUCGCCGCUUUUUCAGCAACCAGUACGUCGCAAACACCCGAGCCAUUUACGCUUGUUUACCCCCCGAUUUGCACAUUGUGAUGCAAGCAUGUAUUUUGACUCCCGAUCGUCAAGAGCUCUAAAAAUUGUUUAAACUGAUUCAGGCAGCUAUGAAACGGUUACUUGUGAUGCAUUUUUAAUCGCGCGUAUGCUUAUAGUAUAAUGUUUUAACAUUUCAUGGCACAACUACGAGAUUAACGUUAACCGGCGAAAAGAUAAGCGCGUGUCAAUUCUUUCAGGUCUGUCGGCGAUCGUUUUAAAAUGCGUCGAAUGUCGGCCGGCAGAAUUAUUUUAUUAAAUUUUAAAAAGCUGCGACGACGUUUCAGAGUGCACUGAGGACUUUGACACGGGCUUAUCCGAAAGCGAAAGGCGAGCGCAACAAUUGUACACUAAUUUAGCCUUAUCUAACAUAGGGAAGCCGCAGGGAAAUCGCGAUUACAUGGAAUUAUCGUAAUUUUGCAACGAACGUGUCUAAAGACAUCCGUCUACUUGCGUUUUUAUUUAUUAGAAUAACGUGUAUAUAUAUUACUACGUUUUCAUUCGAUUAUUGUUGUUACUUGUGUACUUAUAUUUUGCACUGAUCAUCCUCGGUCGAACCAUACGACGGGGGUGGUACUUUUCUUUCUGUCAUAAUUGACAGCUCGCAAUUAUUAGAUUGUAUAUUAAUUUUAGGAACAUUGUCGCGUCAAUUGCGAUAGGGUGCAAUAAUUCCACUAGCUUGGCUUAUGGAAAAAUUCGAAACUUGUCAGUGUUUGUAACUUAGGCAUCCUCGUUUCUAAUUAAUAGCAAUUGAAAUGACAAUGUGAUUCUAUUUAACGGAUUAUUUAUGGAAAAAAAAAAAGGUAAUGCAUGUUCGUUAUCCGUUUCGCUCUUCGAUUGUGUGUUCGUAAUCGUGUCAAAUAAUUUUACACGCUCGGUUGAAAUAAUUGCGAAUCACGUCCCAGACUGCCUUUUAUCGCAUAAAUUGUUAAGCGACUAGAACAACCCACGUGACUGAAUAAUGUCAACUCCAGUUGUAAAACAUGACACGUUCAAUCCAUGAAUUCUCAACCACGAAUGACAGGAGGUUAAACAGCUUUCCUUUAUGCAGACGUUCGUGUUAUUUCAAAGUGAUAAUAAUGUAAAGAAUUAAUAUUACUCACGUGAUCGGAUUAAAAGCAAUUUCAACGUCGUAUCCGUCCCUGCUUAAAAAAAGGCAUUGCGUUAAAUAAUGAGACAACAUCGUAUCGGUGGUUCUAGCUGGGAAGAGAUAAAAAAUCUCAGUGCUCUCGCGCAACGCGUCGUACUUAUAUCCGACUGUGUACAGUAUCUCAAGCAGGGAAGAGAACUUACGUUUAAAUAAAUUAUUGAAAGUCGAUACCUCCGCGGCAUGUUCUUACGAGUAACGAAGACGUACAGGAUGUGCAGCGCACCCUUCCACCUGUGAUCUGUAAAACUUGCUAGUCAGCUUAUGCAUCUACUAAUGUAAUAAAAGGGAAAAAAAAAGGUCAUUACGCGGACAGCAUAAUCCCGUUGUCAACGACUCGACAGAGGCAAUCAGCAAAUUUACGAUCCGGUCUAACCGUACUUAAGAUAAUCGAGUUAAGUGUAGAGAAUCUCUUCCAAAGUCGAGAACGCGGACGAGCAACGACCGGCGGCAAAUUCGACUCGUUUUCAUUAUUUUCAUUAUUUAAAUCCGAGUCAGAAUUUACCAGCGGUUGUUACGACGUCCGGGUUUUCCUACAAUCUCUUGUAAUUUUACCGAUUUAAAUUAGGUUAAGCAUUAAGGAGCGCGCGCGCCUAAUGUCAAAGCAUAUUUUUCCCAUUGUAUCGUAACGGAUUCGAAAUAAAAAUGGAAACGAGUAAAUUCGAA
Orussus abietinus is the source of this 5951-nucleotide messenger RNA. It is a transcript of the gene TTLL5, whose product is annotated as tubulin polyglutamylase TTLL5. The record is from RefSeq and is a predicted model, not a curated record. Gene Ontology annotation, biological process: protein polyglutamylation; microtubule cytoskeleton organization. The transcript is spliced from 15 exons. Gene Ontology annotation, molecular function: tubulin binding; tubulin-glutamic acid ligase activity. Gene Ontology annotation, cellular component: cilium. Bases 14 to 2563 code for a protein of 849 amino acids. Lineage: Eukaryota; Metazoa; Arthropoda; Insecta; Hymenoptera; Orussidae.